Molecule: messenger RNA, 1282 nt
Organism: Hevea brasiliensis (rubber tree)
Lineage: Eukaryota; Viridiplantae; Streptophyta; Magnoliopsida; Malpighiales; Euphorbiaceae
Exons: 2
Coding region: 10-1113 (367 amino acids)
Source: RefSeq, a predicted model, not a curated record
UCAACCACAAUGGCAUCUCUUUCUUUUCCUUGUUAUCUUUUAAGCCCGAUCGUGUCCCAAGAAGAGAUCAAAAUUUUUCACAACAUAGAUCGCAUUCUUUAUGCUAGGCUUGUCAUCAAUCUUAACCGUGACCCUGCAGAGUCCAUUCAAGUCAUGGCCUUCUGGAUAUGGCUAGAAAGGGCAAGGCUUGUUGUUGGUGAUUUAGUGAAUAAGAUGUUGUUCCUUCCUGAAACCUUUAAUAAUUCCUUGGCCGAUGAGGCUGUUCUUUGUUUGAAUUGCAUUGGUAAUGAUCAGUUUCAUCUCUCUCCUGCUAUUAGUAGCGAUAUUCCUUUAAUCCAUCGCUUCAGUAAAACUAGCCUUUCUCUUCAGUUUUUCCAUGGAAAUAGACUAGCCAUUCUUCGUGAAGUUUCCAACAUUGUCAACGAAGUUUGCUUGAGAGCUUUCGAAGAUAUUUUGCAACAGGUAGAGAAGUUGAAGUUGAAGGUAGUUGAUGAUCAUGAAGUUAUUGGAAAUAUCCGAGGAAAAGAAAUGAUGAACAAACAUCCUUUUAGUGUUUAUGGUUUUCCUGUGAUUAAUACUCUGUUGCCUAUAAUAUAUAAUUCAGAGGUUCAUGGAGCUUAUGGUCACAUGGGUAAUGGGGGAGGAUAUUCAAGUUUUGUGCCUGGUCUUGAUCCUUAUGAUCUUGCCAUUCAGACACAGGCUUUGAACAAAGAAAUUGGAGAUGUAUUGAGCCAUAUUCCGAUCUGUACAACUGACGAAAAAAAAGAUAAUGUUAUUCCUGUAGAUGAUAGGACUAUUUUCUUGACAUUCUCUAAAGGGUACCCUAUUUCCGAAGAUGAAAUCAGAGAUUUCUUCACCAGAAAAUAUGGAGACUGUAUUGAUGCAAUUCGCAUGCAAGAAGUAUUGGGCGAUCAUGGCCAACCACUGUAUGCACGCCUUGUUGUUCUAUCUCCUUCUAUUAUUGGAGUGAUUCUUGAAGGCAAGAACAAGGCAAAGUUCUCCAUUAAUGGAAAGCAUGUUUGGGCUCGAAAAUAUGUCCGAAGAAACCAAAGGCUGUUUUCAUCACCACCAUCAUCGCAGCCAACUUCUCCUACAAGACCAUCAAAAGCUUAAAUUUACUAAUGGAUAUGUUGGUUUAGUUAUCCUACUGUAUUUUGCAAUUUUUUUUGUUUGAUAUUUGAUUCUUCAAAAAUGGUUAUGGGUAGUGGAAGAUUUUAUCAUAAUGAACUCCACCAUGACUUUAUUACAUUGCUUCAAAGCGUAGGAUUUAUUAUAUUAGGUA